Molecule: messenger RNA, 3180 nt
Organism: Polychytrium aggregatum
Lineage: Eukaryota; Fungi; Chytridiomycota; Chytridiomycetes; Polychytriales
Exons: 3
Coding region: 1-3153 (1050 amino acids)
Source: RefSeq, a predicted model, not a curated record
AUGAGCCCGGUGGCGAUCGUCCUGACAGCUCUUGCAAUGCGGGUGGACGAUCAAGGGAGCACAGCUGCUGCCGAGAGCCUGAUUCUGUCAGGGUCGUUACUCUUGAUGAUUGCAUUGGCAUCGAUGCUUUCAAUGGCCAUGCAUUCUACAUACCUUCCGGACGACAGCUACAAGAAGACCAAAUCCGCCCUGGGUCUUACGAAUGCCUUUGGAUGCAUCGUGCUUGCCACGGGCGUCGGCGUAUAUCUCGCAAACAACGGAGCAGCAAUGCGACGAAUCGAUUUCGCGACCCCGGUCGUCGCCGCUGUUUUCAGCACAUUUGCAUUUUUCUCCAAGUUGGCGACGGCAUCAAUACGCGCGUCCGCAGGUGGAACGAUAGAGCGCAUACUGAGUCUCGCGAGCCUAACAGCAGUCGGGUCGACGCUCUUCCAAAUCGCCAUGGAAUUUGAUGGCUGUGUCCGUUUCAAAUGCAACACCAUAGUAGGAAGCAGCCUAGCAAGCAUAAUUGCUGGAUCUAUUGCCCAAACCUUGGGAUUUGCGCUGGAUCAACUGUUGGAGAUUCGGUACUGCGAGCCUGCCUAUGAUCCUGCUUCCAUCAAGCAAAUCAAGUCCCGCAGCAUCCGGAUAUUCUGCGAAACUACAGAGUUUUAUGCCAUUCGGGAUUUCACCAGAAGCAGCCCUGUGUUUCUCUAUUACUACUCAACAUCCUCUCCUUUGCUGCGGCCACUCUUGCAAUAUUUGUCCCUGGCGAUGAUGGCCUCCUACCUGGUCUUUGUGAUUCCGUAUUCCUCUUUCCAAGCCCGCCUGCCACUUGCCGCGGCGCUGAUGGGACACCUUGUGUUUUCGUUGGCGGGGAUACUGACGCCGUUCCUGGCCUUUGUUUGGAUCAUUCGGGGGAGCUCGGCCGUACUAUUAGCUCUUAGUCAAAAUACGUUCUUUUCGCGAUUUUUGUAUGGCGGACUCGCGGUCGGGUACGCGACCUUUCUAUUCGGGUAUCUUUCUCCGGAAACCGCCUCGCAAGGCACGUCGCUUCCCAACGUUGGGGCCACGAUAUUCAUGGCAUCCUCGAGUCUUUCUAUGGCGCUCUUUGUGAUUGAUGAGUCAUGGACCUGGAUCGCUGGUCGUGUUCGACUAUUAUCCGGCAUCGAUCCAAUCCAAGUACAUGUCGGUCUCAAGCUUUCGGGAUCAGCAGCGUUGUCGAUAUCGGCGUUCAUGGCUGGAUACCUCUUUCUUAUCGCAACAAGCGACGCAGAGCCAAUGAACUCUCCUGCAACUGCCGCGUGGGGCACAAUUCUGUAUAUACUCUCGUAUACGUGCUUCUCUGCCCAUCGCUACAUGGCUUUCGACGGACAACUUGUCAAUCAGCGCGAAGUUCUGAUCUUGGAUACGAAAAUCCCUUUGGAGCAGCCGCUGGAUCCCUCCCAGAGGGCCAUCUCAAUGAUCUCGCUAGGCUUGACGGUGAUAUCGCUGGCAUUCAUCAUCAUCGGGGCAGCCACAAUCGGAUCCACAGGGACCAGGAUUCUCGAUGCGACGACUCCGCCGAUCCUCGUUGCCGCUGUGGUCCUCGCUUCAAUUGCGACGGUUCUUUCGGUUGUUUUUCGGUGGAAAUCGCUCAAGUUUGCUGCUAUCAUCUGUGGCCUUGCCGCUCUCGGCACUAUUGGAGACACGAUGGCCAUAUUCGCCCAGAGCAUCAGCGCUAGCUCAAUCACCGGGCUCUUUGGAGGGGCUAUUGCAAGUCUGGCCAUUGCAAGCCUAAUUUUCACUAUGGUUCCCAGGCCGUUAUAUCCAACAAAUCCAGGGUAUAUUGUCGUUACCCUAGUGAUUCAGUUUAUCGCAUACUUUACCUACAUGAUAUCGUUCAUUCUACUUGACGAGACAACCAACGCAAGCCCCAUCGUAGAAGAAUACCUCCAACUCAGCUUUCCUAGUGUUCCAGCUUGGAUUCUGAUAUUUAUCGAGUACAGUCGACGCCACUCAUUGGCGGCCGAUCAAGACGCUGUGCACCUCGCCUCCAGGAUGAUAUUUGCCAUGCUCAGCGUUAUCAUUGGAGGAAGAUGUCUAUGGCAUGCCAUUCUAACGGGACCAAACGAGACACUUGGCACCGGUCAAAUACUAAAGCUGUGCGGGGCAUUGUGUUGGGUAGUCAUUUGUAGCUUUUAUAUACUGGUGUCAUGCGGCGCCAAGCCGAGCAUUUGCUUCGAGCUACGGAAGCCAAGAUCAAGCGAGGGUAACAAGACGCCAGCAAAUCAUGAGCAAAGCCCUGGCUCCAGCCCGACACCGGAGAUGACCAAUCAGGAUUGUGCCACCGGAGGGGACUUGGAAACACCAGAUAUUGAAAGAACUGUGGCUGUACAUGGGCAGACCGAGCAGACUAAGCAGACCAAGCAGGUUAAGCAGACCAGGCAGGUUAAGCAAGCCAAGAGGGCCAAGCAGGCCGGCUCAGAGAUGCCAUCCACUCGUUUUUCAACCGCGACGAUAGAGAGCAUGGCGAAAGCCGUGCGAAGGCUCCAGAGAUCUGCAGUGGCGGAUCCUGGUCGUAGAAGCAAUAGCGACGAUCCUGUCGAAAAUAGGGGCGGCCUUGAAGUCCAGAAUGGCACACGUGACAGUGACAGUGACAGUGACAGCAACAAUGACAAGGGUAAUGUCGCAGAGCAAGAGAGAGAAAUCGAUCGCACCACGAAUGAUAUAGUUCAUGGAAAACCCGAUCUCGACCACAGCCCUCUGUCCGAGCAGUCAACGGAUAGGCCUCGCAGUGGCUUCCGAGUCGCAACGCUGCUUGGGGAUUUCAAAGCCCUUCGCAAUGAUGCCUCAAAAGCUAUUCGCCGGCUCGUAGCGUCUCCAAAGCGUCCCGAAAACACCAAGAAUAUGGCGAGGCCCUCCGAGAAUCGCACUCAAAAUACCCAACCUUCAUCAUCGUUAUACAGAAUUCCGGUGUCCGAUGAUUCACCUAAUUUGCCCACAGCGACCCAAUCGAUUUUGACAGAUGAUGCUACACAAAUUGCAAAGCCCAACAUCGAUGCUGAACUGCCCACUCCACUAGUGAACGGAUGGAGAGAAGGUGGCCCAUCGCGCAAUGAUGCACACUUGUUUGGCCAGAAAUGGAUCAGGAAUAGCCAGGUGCUCGAUAUUGAAGAGCUUGACCUCAGGGAAUGAUGUCCCCUGAGCUCACCAGUGAGUCGC